Thalassophryne amazonica is the source of this 1890-nucleotide messenger RNA. It is a transcript of the gene crlf3, whose product is annotated as cytokine receptor-like factor 3. The record is from RefSeq and is a predicted model, not a curated record. Gene Ontology annotation, molecular function: protein binding. The transcript is spliced from 9 exons. NCBI's taxonomy places the organism in Eukaryota, Metazoa, Chordata, Actinopteri, Batrachoidiformes, Batrachoididae. Bases 112 to 1449 code for a protein of 445 amino acids.
UUUUUUGGGGCAGUGCAACAAAACUUUUAGCGAGUUGUGGUUGUUUCGAUCUGGUUCAGAGCUCUGGGAACGGAAUGGUGAUUAGAAAACUCUGAGAUAGGAGGCAGGAAGAUGUCUGUGGAGGUGGACAUGCUGCUGCAGGAGGCAAAGGAAAGUAUCGAGGCAGCUCAGAACUACCGUUGUGAACUUCAGCAGCGCCUACAUGGUCUCAGCCAGGCACGCAAACAGGUGCGGGGCAGCUCAGGUCAGGCCCGUGAGGCCCUCCAUAGGCACUUUGCAGAGUUGCAGGCAGCAACAAACCGGUUACUGACUGAACGACUGAACGUUCUGCUGGCUGAAGUAGACACCAUUGAAGCAGACAGCAUCAAGCCACUCGAGGACUGCCAGCAGCUCAUCGAGCAUGGUGUGGGCCAGGCUGACGAGUUACUGAGAGAGGGGGAGGCGGCUCUGCGUUGUGGUAUGGGAGACGAGGAAAACAAAUUGGGCGUUUUCACUGAGAAGGCCUUACACAUCCAGCUGGACAGCCUGCCAGAGGUACCAGCAUUGGUGGAUGUGCCCUGUGUUUCGGCUCAGCUGGACGACUCCCUGCUUGGCCUACUGAAGGAACGGGUGUCGCGUCACGGUUCUGUCUCUUCUCACCCUCCCGUUCAAAUAGAUGAGCUGCAAGAGAGACCAGGCAGUAUCCUGGUCCGCUGGUGUAAGGUGGAUGAUGACUUUGCAGUGGCAGAUUAUUGGUUGCAGUACCGGCAGUGUGACAACAAUGUGGUCCAGUACGAGGAUGCUUACAUUGGACGGGAGUGUGAGUUCCUGGUACUCCACCUGGAUCCCCACACCGAUUAUCUGUUUAGGGUCUGCGCCCGCGGGGAGGGUCAUACUGAGUGGAGCCCCUGGAGCGUUCCACAGAUAGGAGCCACCACACUGGCACCACACGAAUGGUGUCCAGGUACUGAGGGCUACAUCCUCAGCAGUAGAAGAAACAUCGCCAUGCGGAGCGACUCGUCCCUGUCACGCUGUCCCGUCCUCUACUCCAAAGUGCCCACCUACUUCUGUGGCCUGACCCUGACUUUCAAGAUCUCUGCUGUGGGUCAGGUGGAUGGCAGGGACAGUCUGGGCGUGUGUGUGGACAACAUGACAGAGGCUGAAUCGCUUCAGAGGGACCAGGCCGUCUGCAUUUCCACAAAUGGCGCUGUGUUUGUCAAUGGCAAAGAGAUGACCAAUCAGUUGCCUGCCGUCACUGUUGGCUGUGCUGUGACCUUUGACAUGGAAGUGGUCAACCUGUUCCCGAUCAACAACAACAAGCUGGGUGAUGGGGGAAGCUUCAAGUUGAGGGUGACCAUUGGCUCAGGGAACCGCGAGGUGGUAUUUGAUUGGUUGGUGGACCAGGCGGUGGACUGCCUCUUUUUUGGUUGCUCUUUUGUCCACCCUGGCUGGAAAGUGCUUGUGUUUUAGGGACUCUGCCUGUUUUGUGUGUUUGUUUGUUUGUAUUUUUUAAGAUUUAGUUGGAGGUGCUCACCUGAUCUCAUCACCUUUGCGAGUGUGAAUCCAGGUAUUGUGAGUUUUCCUUUGUGGUUCUGUUACAGACAUUUCCAGGAGGUUGCAGACUUGAGAAUCAAAAGGAAAUUGCUUGUUGCUUCACUGAAUGCCGUUAGCUUGUUUUUGGUAUGAUGUUCCAUGUCUUUCCUUGUUGGAUAUCCACAUCAGUGUCUGUAUGUCACACUCAUUGUUCCAAGUGCAUCCCUGAUUAUGUUGAAAGCUGUUUUUAAUCUUUUUAAAAAUGGGGCGGGAAAAAAACAAAAACUGUCAGUAUAUCCUGAAAAGCACUUGGUGUUCCUCAACAUAUCUUACCAUACCUACAAAUCACCAAAGAUGGCUGCCACAUGAAUACACGUC